AUGCAUAUUAAGCAGGUGAUAAUUCAAGGGUUCAAAAGUUAUCGAGAACAAAUUGUGGUUGAACCUUUUGACAAAAGACAUAAUGUAGUUGUAGGGCGUAAUGGGUCAGGCAAAAGUAACUUCUUCCAUGCUAUUCAGUUUGUGCUUAGUGAUGAAUUCUCACAUCUCAGACCAGAACAGCGUCUGGCACUAUUACAUGAAGGUACUGGACCCAGGGUAAUUUCAGCCUUUGUUGAAAUUAUUUUUGACAACUCGGACAACAGAAUACCUAUUGAGAAAGAUGAAAUAUUCCUUAGAAGAGUUAUCGGAUCAAAGAAAGAUCAAUUUUUCCUAAAUAAGAAAGUUGUUCCACGCUCUGAAGUUUUGAACUUGUUGGAAAGUGCUGGAUUAUCAAAUUCUAACCCUUACUACAUUGUCAAGCAAGGAAAGAUUAAUCAGAUGGCCAUAGCUCCUGAUUCUCACAGGUUGAAGUUGUUGAGAGAAGUGGCAGGCACCAGAGUGUAUGAUGAACGUAGGGAGGAGUCUGUCACAAUUUUAAAAGAGACUGUUGGGAAGGUGGAGAAAAUAAAUGACUUCCUCAAAACCAUAGAGGAGAGACUAAAGACGCUGGAAGAAGAAAAAGAAGAGUUGAAGGAGUAUCAGAAGUGGGAUAAGUCUCGCAGAGUUUUGGAGUUCAUUAUACAUGACACAGAGCAUAGAGAGAACAAGAGGAAACUUGAGGAAUUACAAAAGCUGCGCACAACCAGCGGUAAGGAGCAGCAACAUUACGCUGAUCAAGUCAGGGAGGCGCAAGAACACGUAAGGGAGGCUAACAGGAAGCUAAAAGAAGCCCGCAAGGAUGUAGCGGCAGCUCGUGAAGAGAAAGACAUCCUAUCGACUGAACAACAGCAGUUGCUUAGGGAGAAGACCAAACUCGAGUUGGCUAUCAAGGAUCUCACCGAUGACGUUGAUGGAGAUAAUAAAUCAAAGGAACGAGCUGAAGCCGAACUAGAGCGUCUCCGGCAGCAAAUAGCAGAAAAAGAACGCGAAUUAGAAGAAUUGAAACCGAAAUACGAAGAGAUGAAGGCUCGCGAGGAGGACUGUACCCGUGCUCUUGCUUUGAACCAACAAAAGAGGCAGGAGUUAUAUGCCAAACAAGGACGGGGAACACAGUUUACCUCUAAGCAAGACAGAGACAGAUGGAUUGAGAAGGAAUUAAAAUCGUUAAACAAGCAAAUAAAGGAUAAGAAAGACCAUGAAGUGAAACUGCGUGACGAUCUCAAACGGGACGCGACUAAACUCACAGAACUGGAGAAACGUAUAGAGGACCUGACUAAGGAGAUGGAGAGACAGCGUGUUGCGAUAGACGAGCACAACAAACAGUACUACGAGUGCAAGAAGAGGAAGGACCAAGAACAGAGUACUAGGAACGAACUGUGGCGGAAGGAGACAACUUUGACACAAAAUUUGUCUUCGCUCAAAGAAGAUUUGGCUAAAGCCGAUCAGGCGCUGAGAUCGAUGGCGGGAAAGCCGAUUCUAAACGGACGCGACAGUGUACGCAAAGUGCUGGAGACAUUUCAAGAGCGAGGUGGGGAAUGGGCCAAAAUCGCGACUCAAUACUACGGGCCUGUUAUAGAGAACUUCACUUGCGAUAAGACUAUCUAUACAGCUGUGGAGGUGACAGCAGGUAACAGAUUAUUCCACCACAUCGUUGAGUCGGAUAUAGUGGGAACGAAGAUCUUGAAAGAAAUGAACCGGCAAAACUUACCUGGGGAAGUCACUUUUAUGCCUCUCAAUAGAUUACAAGUCAGGGAUAUGGUGUACCCAAGUGAUAAUAAUGCAAUCGCCAUGGUGCAAAAGUUGAAGUACGACCCGAAAUAUGCCAAGGCCAUGAAGUAUAUCUUCGGCAAGACCCUUAUAUGCAGGAACCUCGAGUGCGCCACGGAACUAGGCAAGCAAUAUCAUCUGGAUUGUGUCACGUUGGAAGGAGAUCAGGUAUCCUCGAAAGGUUCACUCACCGGUGGGUAUUUCAACCAGUCACGUUCGCGUCUCGAAAUGCAAAAGACACGUUCGGAGCUCAUGGAGCAAAUAACGGCGCUGGACGAGGAACUCAGCACCCUGAGGCAGGAGUUGAACAAGACUGAGAGCAGCAUCAACUCCAUUGUGUCGGAGAUGCAGAGGACUGAGACGAAACAGGGGAAGGCUAAAGAUAUCUUCGAGAAGGUAAAAGCCGACAUUCGUCUUAUGAAAGAAGAACUGAGCUCCAUAGAACGUUUCCGUGGACCCAAGGAACGGUCUCUUGCGCAAUGCCGCUCCAGCCUUGAAGCGAUGCAGGCCACCAAAGAAGGACUGGAAUCUGAACUGCACCAGGUAUGCACAUCCAGUCUUGACGGUUUUAUUGUGUCUUUCCUGUUGUUACACGGGACAUGA
Molecule: messenger RNA, 2409 nt
Organism: Leptosia nina
Lineage: Eukaryota; Metazoa; Arthropoda; Insecta; Lepidoptera; Pieridae
Source: the annotation of a GenBank genome assembly